Molecule: messenger RNA, 3273 nt
Organism: Chelmon rostratus (copperband butterflyfish)
Lineage: Eukaryota; Metazoa; Chordata; Actinopteri; Chaetodontiformes; Chaetodontidae
Product: inverted formin-2-like
Exons: 22
Coding region: 1-3273 (1090 amino acids)
Biological process (GO): actin cytoskeleton organization
Molecular function (GO): actin binding; small GTPase binding
Source: RefSeq, a predicted model, not a curated record
AUGGCAGCCAAAACUAAAUGGGGGGCGAUGAAGGACCGUGUGACGGGAAGUCUGGCUCACGACCCUGACGCCACACUGGAGGCGAAUCUGGAGAACGCUGACCCCGAACUCUGCAUCCGACUGCUGCAGGUUCCCACGGUGGUGAACUACUCUGGUUUGCGUCGGCGGUUGGAGGCCAGCGAUCAGACCUGGAUGGUGCAGUUCCUGGAGCUGCGAGGUCUGGACCUGCUGAUGGAGGCAUUGCAGCGACUGUCCGGCCGUGGCUGCGCUCGUAUCGCCGACGCUCUGCUCCAGCUGACCUGCGUCGCCUGCGUCCGAGCCGUCAUGAACUCAUCUAAAGGACUGCACUUCAUUCUGGACAACAAGGGCUACGUCAGGACCCUGAUCCAGGCUCUGGACACCUCUAACGUCAUGGUAAAGAUGCAGGUGUUUGAGCUGCUGGCGGCUCUCACUCUGUUUGACCCUCAGGGACAUCACCUGGGUCUGGAUGCCCUCGACCACUACAAGAGUCUGAAGAAGCAGCAGUAUCGCUUCAGUGUGAUCAUGAAUGAGCUCGACGGCACCGACAACGUCCCGUACAGGGUGACGCUCAUGGGCUUCGUCAACGUGCUCGUGUUGGGCCAAGAAGACCUGAGGAAGAGGGACCGACUGCGACAGGAGUUCAUCGGACUGCGGCUGUUGGAUCUACUGCCCAGACUGAGGGAAACGGAGGACCAGGACCUGAACAUCCAGUGUGAUGCAUUUGAGGACUCUCUGACAGAGGACGAGGAGGAGAUGGAGAGACUGUACGGAGGUAUUGACAUGAGCAGCCACCAGCAGGUCUUCACCUCGCUCUUCACUAAGGUGUCCAGCAGUCCGUCCUCUGUCCAGCUGCUGUCCAUUCUUCAGGCCUUGCUAUUGGUGGAUCCAGACAGAGCUGAGGUCUGGUCAGCUCUAGAACUGCUGGCUGACCGAGCCACACUUCUGUCCCAGGACUCUGGCUUAGAUUCUGCCGACCAUCUGCUAGAGAGGCUCCUACCUCGCAAGUCAGCCAAUGACAGCACCCGAACCAUCGACAGGGCGGUACAGACUCAACUACCAGAUCCUCCUCCUGGCCAGUCUGAGUGUAUGACCAAGGAUGCCUCAGCAACUGCCACUUUAGAGGCAUCUUCCCAGGCUCCUCCUUUUUCAACACCACCCCCUCCCCCAUUACCUGGUGUGGGAGCUCCUCCCCUGCCUCCACCUCCUCCCUUACCUGGUAUGGGAGCUCCUCCCCUGCCUCCUCCCCCCCCUCCUCCUCCUCCUCCCUUACCUGGUAUUGGAGCUCCUCCCCUGCCUCUUCUUCCUCCUCCUCCUCCCUUACCUGGUAUGGGAGCUCCUCCCCCACCCCCUCCUCCCCCCUUACCUGGUGUGGGAGCCCCUCCCCCCUUACCUGGUAUGGGAGCUCCUCCCCCACCCCCUCCUCCCCCCUUACCUGGUGUGGGAGCACCUCCUUCUCCCGGUGGCAUCAUCUCGGCCCAGACAGCUCAAGGUCUGGGCAGGUCGUAUUACAGCCCUGCCCCCCAGGCCGGCACCACGCACUGUCCCACCCUUCGUAUGAAGAAACUGAACUGGCAGAAGCUCCCAUCCAGAGCAGUGACAGCUCAUCAGUCUUUGUGGACAUCUGCAUCUUCAGAUUCAGUGGAACCAGAUUACUGUAGCAUCGAGCAGCUCUUCAGUCUUCCUCCAACUGAGACCAAGACCAUGAUCAGAGCCAAGGCCGAGCCCAAAGAGAUUUCCUUCAUUGAUGCCAAGAAAAGCCUCAACCUCAACAUCUUCCUGAAGCAGUUCAGAUGUUCCCAUGAGGACUUUGUAUCUCUGAUCCGGAGAGGAGACAGGUCCAGGUUUGAUGUGGAGGUCUUGAAACAGCUGAUCAAGCUGCUACCUGAGAAACAUGAGGUGGAGAACCUGAAGUCUCACCAGACAGACAGGGACAGGUUGGCUUCAGUGGAUCAGUUUUACCUGCAGCUGCUGGAUGUCCCAAGUUACUCUCUGAGGAUUGAGUGUAUGUUGCUGUCGACGGAGAGCAGCAGUGUGUUGGAAUCUCUGAAGCCCAAAGUUGAGCUGCUGGACCGAGCCUGCCAGAGUGUGAGGGAGAGCUCUCGUCUGGUCAGCUUCUGCAAACUCAUCCUGAAUGUUGGAAACUUUCUCAACUACGGGACUCACACGGGGAACGCCGAGGGUUUUAAGAUCAGCACUCUGCUCAAACUGACAGAAACGAAAGCCAACAAGUCCAGAAUCACCCUGCUGCACCACAUCCUGCAGGAGGCGGAGCAGAACCAUCCGGACCUCCUGAACCUGCCCGAUGAUCUGGAGAUCUGUGAAAAGGCUGCUGGGUUGAAUCUUGAGUCGAUUCAGUCUGAAAGCAACAUUCUGAUCAAACAGCUGAAAAACUGUCAGAGGAAAGUUUCAUCUUCAUCUGAGGACCUGAAGGAGCAGUACCUGCCCCUCAUACAGGACGGUCUGCAGGCAUUUGAGCAGCUGCAGCAGCUGAUGUCCUCGCUGGAGGACAAGAGGACGGAUCUGUCCGUCUACCUGUGUGAAGACAGCAGCACCUUCUCCAUCGAUGAACUCUUCAACACAAUCAAGACCUUCAGAGGCCUGUUCCUGAGAGCCAUCAAGGAGAACGACAGUCGCAGACAGCUGGAGAAGAGGAGGAGGCAGCAGGAGGAAGACAGGAAGCACAAAGGAGACACCACCAAGAUCAUCAGGAGGGACGUGUCCAACCAGGACAAAGGCUGCAUCAUCGACAACCUGCUGGCUGAGAUCAGGAAGGGCUACAAGCUGAAGAAGACCAGACCCCAAGCUGAGAGGGCCGGCAGAGUCCACGAUCAUCCUGGGGUCAUGCAGAGGUCACUGGCUGUGGACGAGCCUGACUCAUCUGCUUCCAGCCAAUCAGAGAAGCCUGCAGAACCACCAGAGACUGCCCAGAUCCUCACAGGUCCACCGGCUGAAAGGAGACCUGAACCGGGAUCAGCUGAGACUGCACCCCCCAAGAUCCAAAACCCCUCUGAACCCUCCGCCUGUGACCAGAGCCACACCGCAGGCCAGGUCUCUGAGCUGGACCCUGGUCCUGACCCAGAGACCAGGAACAGAAGGAACGAGGAGUCUGAGUUUGAAGAGAUCACAUCGAUCGAACGCGACGAUGAUCCAGAUUCUGGUCCACACGAACCAGCAGAGAGGUCCGGGAUCGGUCCAGCAGGAGCAGACGCUGGAUCCAAAAGCAAAAUGAAGAGAGGCUGUGUGUCCCACUGA